UCGAGUUCGCGGGGACGUACAGCACGUAGUGUCAGUACGCGAAGAAACGUCGUCCCCCCAUCAUCGUCAAGUCGCGCGUGUGCCAUUUCGAAACGACACCGAUAUCGCAUUCGCAAGUUCAGUGUGUUCGAAUAAAAAAUAAAAAAAAAAAAGAAAAAAGCAGAAGAAUUUCAACGAUCCACGUUGCAUCGUUUCACUGGAAGGUGAUCGAGGAAUUUCAAUUUGUUUCAUCUCGACGUGCUUCCUGUUCUACUCCACGAAGGGAACACGCGUAGUGCCGGGAGGCUCGGCGGACCACGCACGCGACCCCGGCCACUUUUCGACGUUUCCAAGCUGUUGAUAUUUGUUUUCCUUAUCUACUUCCGCGCGAGACGAUCGAACGCAGCGUGUUCGAAGCUGAACACGAGGAGAGAAUCAUCGAGAAGCGAUCUCGUCUCGCGGAGAAAUCCGCGAUGGACGCGAAAGCCGAAGCACCAGGUGCGAUUCGAGGUGCGAUGAAGCUGGAAAGCUGUGAGUAGAUACGCGACUGGCGUUUGGAUGGCUUGCAAACGGAAGCGGAAAAAGUCGUGGAAGAGCGCCUGAGGUGAAGUUCCACUGGCUGCACGGCCUUCGCGCCGGCCAGCAUGGCGUAGCAACGCCGCGAAAAUCCCACGUUAAACUUUUACCAACGGGGCAGAGUCUAUUGCUAAGUUUGUUCCAUUGGUUGAAAGAACGAACAGAGCAGAGGAGAAAAAGACGCAAUGCGGUAGCGUGUGCUAAGCGAGAGCUUAGCGGAUCAACGUCGUGCCACAGAGCCGGUUCAGAGAACGAAACUGGGCCAUAACAGAGUCGAAGGGCCCGGCGAAGGUGGAUAAAGCCACUCGAACAACGGCCCUGGCGACGACGGCGUUGGCUUCCGGCGAUGAUCGGAUACAAUCAACACAAUUCUGGCUACAACAAGCUAUUUACGCAGGGCUCGGCAGACUCGAACUACUCACAGCCGAGCUCGGAUCUCUCGCUGGACGAGGAGAAAGAGAGCUUGCGUCGUGAGAAGGAGAGGCAGGCCCUCAAUCAACUUGAAAAAGCCAGGACGAAAGCGGUAGCGUUUGCAGUACGGACCAAUGUGAGCUAUGAUGGAUCUGUCGACGAUGAUUCGCCUGUCCAUGGCUCGGCUAUCAGCUUCGAGGUCCGCGACUUCCUGCACAUCAAGGAGAAGUACGACAACAAUUGGUGGAUAGGUAGGCUGGUGAAAGAGAACGCGGACGUCGGCUUCAUCCCGUCCCCGGUGAAAUUAGAGGCCCUGAGGCAGCAGGCGAGCGCUGCACGUGGUACAAAGGGUCUCUAUUCGGCACGUGGAGGGUCUUCAGGGAACCUUGGCGAGAGUGGUAUGCCCUCACGUGGUUCCACACCACCUACACCAGGUGACGACAGCGACAGCGUCCGCGGCGGUAAGGCAACGUUGACCACGCCACCGGCUAAGGAGAAACGGAAGAACUUCUUCAAGAAGCCGUCCUACGAAACAACCACGCCGUACGACGUUGUACCAUCUAUGAGGCCUGUCGUCCUGGUCGGUCCAUCGUUGAAAGGUUAUCAGGUGACGGACAUGAUGCAAAAGGCGUUGUUUGAUUAUUUGAAACAUCGGUUCCGAGGCAGAAUAAUUAUCACUAGGGUAAUGGCAGACAUUUCACUGGCAAAGAGAUCGUUGCUGAACAAUCCAUCAAAACGAGCGAUCAUGGAACGAUCCACAAGCAGGAGCAGUUGUUUGGCGGAGGUUCAAGCCGAGAUCGAGAGGAUUUUUGAGCUUGCCAGAACCCUUCAGUUGGUAGUUUUGGACUGCGAUACCAUCAAUCAUCCGUCGCAGUUAGCUAAGACCAGCCUGGCGCCAACGAUCGUCUACCUGAAGAUUUCGUCACCUAAAGUGCUCCAAAGGUUGAUCAAGUCGCGUGGAAAGUCGCAGAUCAGACAUCUGAACGUACAAAUGGUGGCUGCUGAGAAAUUGGCUCAGUGUCCUACAGAGAUGUUCGACGUGAUCUUGGAUGAGAAUCAGCUGGAGGAAGCUUGCGAACACGUAGCUGAGUACCUGGAAGCUUACUGGAGGGCCACGCAUCCUCAAGUGAUCGCUACAGUGCCACGUCCGAUCCCUGCACCGGAUGCACCGGUCGACGCGUUAACACCUCGCGUCACAUCAGGUGCCCAUCAUGAGAGUUACUACGGCCACGAGCCAAGAGGAUCAGGAUCGUACAGCGGCGGACACAUGAGCGAAGGAACUCGAAAGUCGAGGCUGGAGAGGAUGGAUCGUGAUCGGGGCGAUCGUAGUGAACACGACUACGGCAACGAGGAGGAAUCGUACGUCAGUGGCGUCGAUUACGGGAGCGCGUCGAGGCGUCGCCAGCAGCAAGAUCCGCGCGCAUUGAACGCCAUUUAGGAGCUGGGGCCCCGGGGCCUGUCGCUACAGCGCUGUCCCCACCUGCGCACCACUGCUCUUUAGUGGGGUCGCCACCUGGUACGCUACUGAACGUACGAACGUGCUUAACGCUACCGUAGCGAAGAAAACAAAAAAUAUUUGCGCUCUGGUCUGUUAGUGGGGUUUCUUUCCUGUCGCUACCCGUAAGAUGGUUCAUUUUGUUCGAUUUACUGUUUAAUAGCUAGACCCUUGUUGUUCGAGCUGUCCCACAAUUUACAUAGAAAUCGCCUUUCGUUACGAUAUUUCUAGCCUUUAGUAUACGGCAUCGUACGUAACGCAUGGAACUCAGCGUGUUUUCAUGCAGAAUCAUUUUCAUUUUCUUCAUUCUGUCCGUUUAUUGGUGCCGGAUCUCGAUGUAGAACUUCUAUUAUAGAUACAUUGCAUCGUAUUAUGCCAAUGAUUCUCGUUACCGAGGAAGCGUGCACGAUACUUUACGCUGUAACAGAGAGUAGAAAUGUUGAUUAUGCAAAGUGUUGUUCUUUCGUAGAGCUGAGAUUUUGAAUCUCAGGUAAAUCGCUUUGAUUUUUAUUUGUUGGAUUGUUGAGAUGGUACGCGUGCACGCUUGUCUAUGAUACACGAAUGUUUCAUCCUACGAGGUAUACACUUUCUUCCGUUUGCGACUAUUUUCGUUAUGAUGGAAGCAAGAGUUAGCGAGCUAGUGCAUUAUUUUUUCAUUUUGUUGGUUCCAAAGUAAACAUGGCGUAAUUUGUCGUAACAGAGUAACGUGUCCAUGGUGACAGACAUUGUAGAUUCUAUUUUCGUAAUCGUACUCUCGAUUAAAGGAGCCUUGUUGAUUUCGUAACGAUCGUUUUCUUGACCAUUCGAUAGAUAUCGUACAAGUAGAAAGACCCAUUCUAGUGAAACCAAUUGUUGUUGUCAUGAAACUAUCGAGUAAAUGGCUUUGUUCUGUUCCCAUCCCCCAACCCUCCUCCGUUUUACAGAAAUUUUAUCAAAGCAAUUACAAAGUUCGUUCGCGUAAAUGGAGAGCGUGUGAGAGAGAAAAAAUGUGCGAGUGAGAGAGAUGGAGCGUGUUGGCGGCAGCGAAAAAUUUUCACGAGCAUUUUUUCCAACAGGAAUUCCGCAUAACGAUGGGCGGAUUGAAACGAAUAAUCGAAUGUCCUUGUCGAUGAGGUACGCACAGGAUAAAUCCCCCAUUCGCGGAGCCAGCUCAACGAGAUGAGUAUUGACACGAGAACAGUCACGUGAACAAAGUUAAAGAGAAACACACUUUUAAGAAUGAGAAAGAGUGAGAGAGAAGGGAGAGCAUGAGAAUAAGAGAGAAAGGAAAGGAGAGAAAAAGAGCCCUGGGGCCUUAAUCUUUGCGCUGACUCCUCCCGGGCCCCUAUUACCCAACCCCACGAGAAACAUCAGAUUUUUCAGAUCGAUGAUUUAUCAGCCAGCUAGGGGAACUCGUGAAUCGGCAUCGAGUCUUCAUUAAACGCCACGAGAUUUUCGCUCGAAAUUAGGUAGACGAUCGUCCGGAGUUAAUUGAACGAAAAAAAGAAAAACAAAGAAAGAAGGGAGUAUAAAAUAAAAUCGUGAGAAACGAACAAAAAAGAGAAAUCAUAGGAAAAAGAAAUGAGAAACUUCGAUAUGAAUUUCGCGUGGAAUUCUUUCAAUUCGGCCGACAGAACAGCGAUAGUUGCUUCGAUUUAGAGAGAAGAGAGGAGAAACGAGGAAAAUGAUCUCUAGUCGAUUUACAUUAGGAUCGAUCGCAUGAUUAAAUUCUUAAUUCUAGAAAUUUUAGAAAUUUCGCGUAUUCGUCACGAGGUUCGUGCAGAAUUUCACGAUAUCACGAUCGAGUAUGGAAGAAACUCGACAAAAAUAAAAUAACGAAACGAAUUAACGUUGCGUGGCGAUGGGUUGGGAUCAGAGAUAAUCAAUCAUUAUUGUCGUACGCGAUUAAAAGUUUUCGAUUAUCGAUACGAUGGCGCGUUGAUGAUCGCCGCGCUAGGCUCACGUGUUUAUACGUUUUAUUAGAGUCUAUUUGGUGAAAUGUGAAUACACAUACACACACACAUACACACACGUGUUACACAUGCACAGACAGGCAUACACGGGCACACGCACACGAGAACACACAGUGAAACACAUUUUGUGUAUAUAGUAUACAUAUAUAAAUAAUAAUAUUAUAUAUAUAUAUAUAAAUAUAUUGUAUACGUAUGUACGCAGUGAACACUUUUACCUUUGUCACUCGACAAAAUUCCGAUCGAGGCAAAAUGUGAGUAUGAGAGCAAGAAUGAAUGGGAGAAAAUGAAAGGAAUAGAAUGAAAGUGGAUAGAAAGUGAAACAAGAGAGAUGAUACUAUACCAUAGAAUCAAUAGAUAUCGUGUACAUAUUGUAAGAAGCCUUUAAAAACAAGUCCUUUCCGUUUCGAUUUUGUCGUGAAUGCAGCGUCGUCAGCUGCAGCGAGGAUCAUGGUAAUGCUGGAUAUUUGUCAACGUUUCUCAUUGUUUUUACGGAUCUACAAACACUUUCGGUCCUCGUGAUCAACGCUUUUGACGCACUACGAACUUGCUGCAACUAAAAUACGAAAAAUAUUUAUGGAGUAAUUGAUGCAAUACAUAUACACAGACACAUACACAAACAUACUCAUACACAUACACGCACACAUACAGAAACAUAUACAAACGUUCUUGAUUGCAUACCAGUUGCACGAAUGUAAUCGUGACAACCGAUAAUGCUAAUCGAGUUUUGGUCGUUCGUGUAUAUUGAUUUCUUUUUUAGAUGCACGCAUCAACGUUGUUUCUUAAGUAGAACGAACAAAUCUCGAGCUCGCCAUUCUUCGCAGAAAUAGCCUUGCGCACGGCCAGUAUAAUUAAAUAAUAUCAAAAGGGCAAAAAAAGAAAAAAAAAGAAAAAAAGAAAAUGUACGAAACGUAAUAUAAUGAAUUUUUCUAAAUUAAUUUAGGGAAUUUUACUUAAAACGAUCACUUAUGCAUCAUUAGACUAGCGAAACGAAGCGUUUCUUUCCCGGAACGAUUACGUUCGAUAUGCGUUCGUGUAUGACGUUGCUGUGUGAAUUUAGCGAGAUUUUCUUAUCGUUUUCACGCUGUUUUCGCAUUUUCCACGGCCGAUCGCUGGCAUAUUUUUCUUUAAAAAUAAAUUAAAAAUAAGGAUUUGGCGCACGGUCCUUUGAAUCUCAAAACUUGAGCGUGGAUCGUAAUUUCUUGUCGAUAUAUGUAUCUCUGCCAGCGAUUCAGCGUCGUCGUCUUAUCGAAAGUGUUUCAAAUUCUUACUAAGCUCGUUGUUUGUUCGCCACAUUAAAUUGGCGCUGGAAGAUUAUAUAGUUGUUGAAGAUUACAAAAAUCUUCGUGCAACGCCGUUUAUUGCAUUUUAAUGGCGUCACCGAUGGAUCGAGCGAGUAUCGAAGCGAAAGUCUUCGUGGAACGCUCUCAAGAUGAACUUUAAAGACGCCUUAAGAAUUAAGUAGACGAUCGUGUGGAGAUCAGCAUUCGACCUAAAUUUUCAAUCGCUACGCUGUUAAACGAAUUUUAUUGGCGCCUUGCGCCGUAAUAAUUUCGCUUGUCGAAAAUUCCAUAUGUUAUCUUUAGACUGGAAGAUUUUUAUAAAUCGAGCGAAGAUGCUGAAAAAUCUAUGACAAAUAUAAAAAGAUAGUUUGUUUCGAAUUCGAGGCAAAUUAUGGAAUGUUCGAGUUUCACGUUUCACGAUUUUUCACGUUUUCCAGUUUCGCGAGUAUUCUAUUGGUCGCUAACUGUAAAAUGUUUUUUGUAGCCAACGUUUGUAAAUACUAGGUAAAAUAUAUUUGCAAAACACUAUCACUGGUGAUGUCUAUUUAAAGAUACUCACGCUUCUACUUCGAUGUAGGCGAGUUUUAGUCAAAAUUCAAUGCGAGAAGGAGCGUGCGUUUCGGUUUCUUCACGACGCGAUUCGAGUGCAAUUUGGAAACGAAUGCUCGGUAGUAGCUAGAGUUUCUUUUGAACUUUGUUUCGUCGUGUCGAACAGAAGCCAUUUGUACUAGGGUAACGUUCUUAUAUCACGUUUGCUCGAUUAUUUUAACAAGUUUCUCUGUUUCUGCGAUUUAACUACGAAUAGCGCCGCGACGCAUAGGCGACUCGAUUUUAAAUCGUAGCUAUUGUAUACAAUUUUUUCUAGACGUCAAUGACGCGAUUGAUAGAGGAUGUGUAACAAUAUCUAGCCCACAUCCUUAAGCAAAUGAGAAUUUUUUAUAAUAUUUUGUAAGAAUCUUUCGCUCGAAAGGCAGCGAUAGAAACCCACGUCAUGCAGACCUGAUACGAAUUAUGGCGUCUCACGUGGCCACAUACAUACCACACACAUACACAUACACACACACACACCCACGAUACACGAAUUUGAAAGGAGCCCUUAAUAUUUCUUACGGUACGAUCCCUAGUAGCUAACUGACGCGAGACCCGUCGGUUUUGUAAUCAUUAACGAUUUCGGUUUAGGAUUUUAGCGGCUUCCAGUCCGUUCUUUCUUUCGAUAUAUCGAAGACUAGUGUUCGAAUCUGUAACACGUGCAUUAGCGCGCUAAAUUAAAUGCAAAACGAGAGAAAAAAAAUUAUAUGAAACGUAACUUGUAGCUUUCGAUCGACGUCAAUUCGGAUCUACGU
Molecule: messenger RNA, 7036 nt
Organism: Bombus impatiens (common eastern bumble bee)
Lineage: Eukaryota; Metazoa; Arthropoda; Insecta; Hymenoptera; Apidae
Gene: Ca-beta
Product: voltage-dependent L-type calcium channel subunit beta-2
Exons: 12
Coding region: 902-2404 (500 amino acids)
Biological process (GO): regulation of voltage-gated calcium channel activity; neuromuscular junction development; calcium ion transmembrane transport
Cellular component (GO): voltage-gated calcium channel complex
Molecular function (GO): protein binding; high voltage-gated calcium channel activity
Source: RefSeq, a predicted model, not a curated record